Messenger RNA from Entamoeba dispar SAW760, 525 nucleotides. RefSeq lists its product as uncharacterized. Gene Ontology annotation, biological process: transcription initiation at RNA polymerase II promoter; RNA polymerase II preinitiation complex assembly. The record is from RefSeq and is a predicted model, not a curated record. Lineage: Eukaryota; Evosea; Mastigamoebida; Endamoebidae. Gene Ontology annotation, molecular function: RNA polymerase II general transcription initiation factor activity. The transcript has a single exon. The coding region runs from base 1 to 525 and encodes 174 amino acids. Gene Ontology annotation, cellular component: transcription factor TFIID complex.
AUGAGCACUCAAGAAGGUGAUGAGGAUGAUGGAAAUCUUGAAGUAAAAUUAUCAAUUAGAGGAGAUGGAGAAAGGUUUCAUAUUAACAUGGAACAACCAAUAUUAUUAAGACUUCCUGAAGAUGAAGCAAAAGUGUUGAGAGAACAAAUUCGAAGUGGUGGUGUUGAUUUUAAUAUUGACAUUCCUCAAGGAGAAAAUUCUGGUAAAUGUACUUUUAAUGGAAAAGAAUUCUGUGCAACACUUGUUCGUCUUCCAUGUGUUGUUGAAACUCAUAAAUCAUAUGAUGAUGUUGCUUUAUAUAAAACUGGUGAUAUUGGACAAGCAAUUAUCAUUCAUGAAAAAGAUAAUAUUCCUAAGAUCGAUGAUAGCGGUAGACUUAAAUCUGGACUUACUCCUCCAACUAAUAGAAUUGUAAAUAAAUUCCAAAAACCAAUGACACACGCAGAAAAAGAAAGAAUGAAAGAAUUACACAAGGAGAUUAAGAGUAAAGUAAAUGACCUUCCUAAAUCAGAAGAAGAUAACUAA